This is a messenger RNA of Encephalitozoon intestinalis ATCC 50506, 1755 nucleotides long. RefSeq lists its product as uncharacterized. The record is from RefSeq and is a predicted model, not a curated record. Lineage: Eukaryota; Fungi; Microsporidia; Unikaryonidae. The transcript has a single exon. Gene Ontology annotation, biological process: regulation of ER to Golgi vesicle-mediated transport; endoplasmic reticulum to Golgi vesicle-mediated transport; retrograde vesicle-mediated transport, Golgi to endoplasmic reticulum. Gene Ontology annotation, cellular component: Dsl1/NZR complex. The coding region runs from base 1 to 1755 and encodes 584 amino acids.
AUGGAUGUUCUUUUAAAAAAAAAGGAUCAUCUGGAAUACCGACUGGAACAAUUUAAACAAAAGGAAAACGACAGGAUCGAGUACAGGAAUCAACUUCUCGAGCAAGCACAGAAAGAAAGAUCGGCGAUAGAAGCAUUGGAAAAGGAAAUAAAUGGAAUGGUUUCAGCUCUUCUUGAGAAAAAGGAAGGAUUUAUGGAGCUGAAAGAUAAGGUUUCCAAAUACAGGAAGGAUGUCCUGAGAAGUAUAAAGGGGGAAUUUGAGUCUCUGUACAGAGAAAUAUUUGAAGAGGCCUCUAGAAUUCAUCCUUCGACAUCAUUCGCAGCUUUUGAGGAGUUUACAAAGAUUAAGGGAUUGAUUAAGAGGAAUGUAUUUAGAAACCUUGGGAGACGUCUGGAGAGGUUCUAUGCAGAAGAGAAGGGGAAGUUAAGGGAAUAUAUUUUGUCACAGAUGGAAAAGAAGUUGCAGGACAAACAGAAGAUGCAUGAGUUUGUGUUCAAUAUGAAGUUUCUGAGAAAAUAUGAGGAAUAUUUUUGUGAAGAUACAAUGAUAGACUUUCUUUACGAAAGGAUAUCGAAGGGCUUUGAGUACCACUUUAUGAGCAACAGGGAUACAAACAGACUGGAUAAACCUGAAUGGUUUCUAGACUUCAUUCUUUUGAAGCUUCGUGAAAGCAGGGGGAUUCUUGACAUAUAUCUAGAGCUAAGCAAGAAGAACAAAAGAGACGGCGAAGGCAAUGGGGAAUUUAGAGACUUAGUGGUUAGGACCGGAAACCUAAUAAAAGAGAAGAUAGAAGAGAUAUCUGGAAGUAGUAGUAAACAGAAGAGAAAUCUAGCACUGCAUCUUGGAACCCAGGUUAUGAAGUUUAGAUACGAGGUUUAUCACAGCUACAACAUUGUUCUUGAAUUUCCCUCUCUAGGAAGUGUUCUCUGCCAAGAACAGAAGAAAUAUGUUCGGGAAAGACUGGUGAAGAUACACGAGGCAAGACAUGUAAAAUGGUUUGGAGGAUACAAAGAGCUUUCAAGAGAGUGUCUUCUGUAUAUCUACAGGUUCCGGACGUUGGAUCCAGUGUUUGGGAUGGAAGAUGCCAUUAAGAUUAUUGUUGACUACAACAGAGUGUUUUUGGAAAGCCUAAGGUACAUAAACAGGCAAGAGGUAAGAGUUCUUUGCUGGGUGUACAGUGAGUUUGAAAGGUUGAAGACAUUUUUGCUAGAGCAAGAGAGUGAGGUGGUCUUUGACAGCAGAUUAAGCAUAGAGAAUAAGACUAUGGUUGUGAAGGAGGAAGGAGGAAAUCCUCAAGAUAUGCUUCACGAGGCUGUAACGGGAUCUCUAGAGAGGAUUUCUGAUUUCAAUAGUGAGAAUCUCAAGCUGAUUAUGUCGUUGGCAAUGAAUGACACAGCUGAAAGGCUCCGGCCAAUCAGGAAGUUUUUUCAUGAUCCAGGGAUGGUAUUCCGGAAUCUAGUGGUUGAUGUUGAAAGGUGUCUUGAAGAUUAUAAAGAGUGCUUGUCGUACAAUGCCAUAAAGCACAGUGUAAAAGAGAAGAUAGAUGGGUUUGUUCUUGAAGAGAUAGUGUUGAAGCAUAGGCUAGAGAGCUCUGAGUACUUUGAACUUGUUGGGAUGGUAAAGAAAUUGAAGGAGGUGUUUGAGGGAGAGGAAUGGAAGAGCGAGAUGGGCUUGAGAUGUGUUAGAGAUAUAUUUGAAGGAAGAGAGCCAGGGGACGGGCCACUAUCCAAAAUGGUCCAAGGCUUGUAUGAAUAA